GCAGAAAGAGUUUGACAAGGACAUAUAGAUGUCAACAAACAGUUUUUCAUGGCCAGCAGGUUUGCAAAAUUCUGCUUUUUACUUUCUAACAUCGGAAGAUUUUGGAUAUGAACUAACCAUCUUAAGCACUGGGCUGAACAGAAAACAGAUUUGGACUCUGGAAUUAAACCAUGACGAAACAGUCUACAUGAAGAAUCGAUUUGAACGUUAUCUGACAACUGAUAAGUGUGGAGCCGUGAAAUGUGAAUCUGAGAAACGUAUUGAUGAUGGGAAAUUUAAUGUAGAAUUCUCCCCUGAUGGAUCUGGUAGAUGGGCUUUUAAAAGUGAAAAGUAUGGAAGAUACUUAAGUGGAAUUGAUCAAAAAGUAGUAUGCUCGUCCAGAAAAGUUUCUGAAAAGGAACUGUGGUAUGUUCCAAUGGCUAGACACCCACAAAUCGUUUUAAGCAACAAAAGACGGAAGCGUUAUUUUGGUCUAGUAGGAAAUAAAAUUAUAUGUCGAGAUAGAAUUCCAUGGGGACAAAAUUCAAUAUUUACUUUAGAAUAUCAUAUGGGAAAAUAUUUAAUAAAAACGAGUGAUAAUAGAUAUCUACAUAAAGAUGGUAAUUUAACAGGAUCAAAGGAACCGGGAACACACUUUACAUGGGAACUGAGAGUAAACUCAGAACCAAAGAUUGAAGGAAUUGCAUUUCGGGAUGACGAAGGAAAAUACUUAGCUGGUGUUGGUAGCAUGUCGGCAACUCUCAAAACCGGCAAGAAAACAAUAACAGACGAGGAAAUUUUCCAACUGGAUGACAGUCAUCCCCAAGUUGUAUUUGUGGCACCAAAUGAAAACAACGUAUCGAUUCAAAGCGGUUUCGGACUGUCUGCCAUUACAGAACAGGAAAGUGAAAAGGAAACUUUUCAGAUUGAAUUCGACUAUGCUACCAAAAAAUGGUACAUCAUCACAUCGGAUUAUAAAUACUGGUCUGUUAGCAAGAGCAAUAAAAUCGAAGCAACUUCUGCAAGCCGCAACCCAGAUUGUUUAUUCCAUUUCGAAUGGAUUUGUGGAGCUGUUGCAGUAAUAGCCGCCAAUGGCAAAUACGUAGGCAUACAACCGAAUUGUCAAAUGAUUGCUAAUAGUAGUGGCAUCGGUGCAAAGAAUAUAUUUAGAAUCAAACUCAUCAAUCGACAUAUGUUGGUUUUACAAGGUGAUUAUGGAUAUGUAGGAAAGAAGUCGCCGUCUUCGAAGGAACCGGUAUACUCGUGUAACAAAACAAUGUACGAAGUAUUGCAGCUCGAACAUGGUGACAACGGAGUUUAUUACAUCAAAGGCGACAAUGGCAAAUACUGGAAUCUUAAAAACACUACAAUCUCUCCAACUGGCAUUAACCCGCAACCAUUUAUACUGGAAUUUAUGGGGCAUUGUGUUUUGGCUAUCCGUGCACCUAACACCAAAUAUAUAAAUGGUGAGAAAAGUGGUGGCUUUGAAGCUACCACUCAAGUAAUACAGAAAUCUUGUUUGUGGCGAUUCUAGGCUAUAAAAACUUUUUAUUUUCUCUUCAGCGAUCAGUUUGUAAGGAAUCAGAAACGCAUUCCAAUUUUUCUUGCAUAAAUUGUAUUAAAAUGAUCAAAUUAG
Messenger RNA from Mytilus californianus (California mussel), 1615 nucleotides. Its product is annotated as fascin-like. The transcript has 2 exons. Gene Ontology annotation, biological process: cell migration; establishment or maintenance of cell polarity; actin filament bundle assembly. The record is from RefSeq and is a predicted model, not a curated record. Gene Ontology annotation, cellular component: actin cytoskeleton; cytoplasm. Bases 29 to 1513 code for a protein of 494 amino acids. Gene Ontology annotation, molecular function: actin filament binding; protein-macromolecule adaptor activity. Lineage: Eukaryota; Metazoa; Mollusca; Bivalvia; Mytilida; Mytilidae.